Pteropus alecto (black flying fox) is the source of this 2486-nucleotide messenger RNA. RefSeq names its product tetratricopeptide repeat protein 39B-like. The record is from RefSeq and is a predicted model, not a curated record. Lineage: Eukaryota; Metazoa; Chordata; Mammalia; Chiroptera; Pteropodidae. Gene Ontology annotation, molecular function: protein binding. The transcript has 3 exons. The coding region runs from base 390 to 2159 and encodes 589 amino acids. Gene Ontology annotation, biological process: regulation of cholesterol metabolic process; regulation of cholesterol efflux; cholesterol homeostasis.
CGGAGGGAACUGAAGAGGCUAAGACACCGAUCACAGGCGGAGGGAUACGUUUCCAUGGGAACGCAGAAUCUCUCCUGUGCAGUAGACCGGCCUUAUGAAACACUAAAAUUUAACCGUUGAUGUUGCAGCCGUCGCUGCCGUUCUGCUGGGGAACCUGGCCUAGACUACCAAGUGAUCUUUGGGGCUCAUCAGAGGUAAUUGGGAGUUUGGCCAAGAUGAGAAUAUCCUAAUGCUGCACCUCACAACUAGUAGUUUGUUUGCCUCCACUAUAACAGCACCACCUCAGACUGUGGAAGAAGUGACUCCAGGAAGGAGAACAGGAGCUACCCUCAUCACAGCCACAUCACUCCACUGCAGUUAUUUCCCAUCUCUAAAGUGGGGAAGCAAAUAUGUCCCUUAUUCUAUAUAAAAGAGAAAAUGAUAAUGCAGAUGACUUAACACCAUUUACUUUAUGUAAGGAAGAAAAUGAUAAGGAUGACAAGUUCGAAGAUGCUUAUGAAAUUAUCCCUGUGGCAACAACGAUGAAUCUACUAUCCUCUCUGGAAGAAUGCACAACUGGAUUGUAUUUAUUUCUAAAUAACAGAUUCUCAGAUGCCAUAAAUCUCAUUCAUCCAUGGUCGAAAAACAGCAUAUACCAUGCCCUCAUUUAUGGUAUCCUUAUGGUUGUCAAGGCCAUCUUAACUUUUGAUCCACAGGAUAUACAGAUUGGAAUGACUGCUGCAAAGGAAGCUUUGAAAACCUGUAACAGUUUCCGAAGAAAAGCUAGGAUAACAAGUUUUUCUCGUGUGGUGGGUAAACAGGGAAUAAAAGCUGUCAAAGAAGAAGAAUUGCAUGCAGAAAUCUGCUAUGCUGAGUGUUUGAUCUUGAAAUCCACUAUAACAUUUAUACAGGAGGAGAAUAUACUUGGUUUUCUUAAAAGUGGGAUCAACAUUGGGCUAAGUUACCAAAUAUAUAAAGACUGUCAACAAGUGUUAACACAGAUACCUAGCAACCAAAGCAAAACCUACAGACACCUGGUUGGAGGAAUAAAAUUUGGACUUGGAGCAUUCAAUUUGAUAUUAUCACUUGUGCCACCAAAGAUACUUAAAUUACUCAAUAUUGUUGGAUAUUAUGGUAAUAGAGAGGUAGGUUUGGCUUUGCUUUAUGAGAGUGCAUCUAAAUUGCAUAUAAAUAAUAUCUUAAGUAUUUUGACUCUACUCUUUUAUUACAAUUAUAUCAAUGUAGCUUUUGGUAUUGAAAAGGGUCACAAUUCUACUAUAGAAGAUCUCUUCCUGUUCUACCUCCAGAAAUUUCCAAAGUGUGUCAUACUUAAAUUUUUCCAUGCACGUUUUAGUAUGCUGAAAGGAAAUUUUGAAAAUGCACAGUUAAUAUUAGAAGAGUGCAUUUUUCUUCAGAAUGAAUGGAAGCAGAGUCAUCACCUCUGUUACUGGGAACUCAUGUGGUGCCACAUUUUUUUGCAGGAUUGGAAGCACGCUUACUACUAUGCCGAUCUGCUCUCACGAAACAGCAGGUGGUCUAAAGCAAUAUAUUCAUACAGUAAAGCUGUACUACUGGCUUUGCUUCCUUCUGGUUUUGCGAAAUCAGUAAGUGAGGACAUGAACUCUCUCUUCCUAAAAGUAGAUAGCUUUAAAAUCAAACUGUUAGGAACUUCUGUGCCAGUAGAAAAGUUUGUUGCUGAGAAGGGUCAGCGCUAUGGUACUACUACAGGCUGGUUUAUAGCACAGCCCAUUCUGGAAUUCAUUUAUGCCUGGAGUGGUUUCCGAGUCAUGAGCAAAAAACUACACCUUAUUUCAUGCUGGCUAUCAAUAAUUGACAAAGGAGAAGAAUUUUUACAAGAAAAUCCAAAUAAAGAGUAUGCCACAGAUGACAUAACCUUGCUACAUUUACUAAAAGGUCUGUGCCUGAAACACUUAGGCAAAUAUUCAGCGGCUGAGCAGUACUUUAAUCGUGUCAUUCAAAAGGAGAAAUUGUUAAAGUAUGACCACUAUUUGGUGCCAUAUACUUACUAUGAACUGGGAAUUCUAUAUUAUCUGAAAGGAGAUUAUGCCAAUGCAACAAAAAACCUAGACAACAUAAAAAACUACAAAGAUUAUUCAAUGGAAGGUCGAUUACAGUUUAGGGCUCACAUAGCCCUUGAACACAUAGCUAAAGAAAAGUGAUUUAGACACAAAGUGUGGUUUUGUUCAUUAUGAGUGAAGUAUCUACAGUCAGCAAGGUAAUUGACAGGUAGAAAAAUCAUUUCUUUGUGGAAGAAAUCCAAGAAGGCAGCUGCUAAGACUCUGACCAGUAACAUGUAAGAAAUGAAUUACUUUUCUCCUUCCUUCUCCAUACCUAUGAAAUGGAAUGUCUUAGACUGGCAAAUGGAGUGAUGCACAUUAUUGAAAAAGGCAAAUGAUGUACAUUGUAAAAUAUAGUCUCAAAUAGUUAUGACUUCAUCAAUCAUAUUGGAGAACAUUUUCAAAAACUCAAAAAAUAUUUUUUAACAU